Messenger RNA from Hyla sarda, 1974 nucleotides. Its product is annotated as kinesin-like protein KIF6. The coding region runs from base 142 to 1974 and encodes 610 amino acids. The transcript has 15 exons. The record is from RefSeq and is a predicted model, not a curated record. Gene Ontology annotation, molecular function: ATP binding; microtubule motor activity; microtubule binding. NCBI's taxonomy places the organism in Eukaryota, Metazoa, Chordata, Amphibia, Anura, Hylidae. Gene Ontology annotation, biological process: microtubule-based movement.
UACCCCGCCCAGAUCCCGCUUAACUCCGCCCAAUACGGUGUUUACCAAUAAGAUGCCAGCUUGUGCCGCGGAGGAUUUUGGGUAGUUUCCCUAGUAACGGUUGUUAAGAGCUCCGCACCUGUUUCGGAAGUGCCCGGGAAGAUGGUGAAGCAGACCAUCCAGAUCUAUGCCCGGGUGAAGCCGAGCCGGAGGCCGCCCGGGAUCUAUUCGGUUAAUAAUGAGGAGGCCGCGUCUUCCCUGGAGAUUAUCGUCCCACGAGACCUGGCAGACGGAUUUGUCAAUAAUAAGCGGGAGAGCUACAAGUUCCGGUUUCAGGAGACUUUUGACCAAGAAACAAAGCAAGAAACCGUAUUUGAAAGCAUCGCAAAGCCGGUAGCUGAAAGCGUGCUUACCGGCUACAAUGGCACCAUAUUUGCCUACGGGCAAACUGGCAGCGGCAAAACAUUCACCAUCACUGGAGGAGCCGAACGUUACAACGACAGAGGAAUCAUCCCCAGGACAUUGUCCUAUAUAUUCGAGCAGCUUCAGAAGGACAGCAGUAAAGUCUACACUGUGCACAUCUCAUACCUGGAGAUAUACAAUGAAUGUGGCUACGACCUGCUGGACCCAAGACAUGAAGCCUCCAAGUUAGAGGACCUCCCGAAGGUGACUAUUAUGGAAGAUCCAGACCAGAACAUUCACCUGAAGAACCUGUCACUGCAGCAGGCCACCACCGAGGAGGACGCCCUGAACCUGCUCUUCCUGGGAGACACCAAUCGAAUGAUAGCAGAGACUCCAAUGAACCAAGCCUCCACCCGCUCUCACUGCAUCUUCACCGUACACAUCUCCAGCAAGGAGCCCGGCUCCGCCACCGUCCGCCGCUCCAAGCUGCACCUCGUGGACCUGGCCGGAUCCGAGCGGGUGGCAAAGACUGGAGUGGGGGGGCAGCUGCUGACCGAAGCCAAGUACAUCAAUCUGUCCCUGCACUAUCUGGAGCAGGUUAUUAUUGCGCUGGCUGAGAGGAAUCGCUCGCACAUACCGUACAGAAACUCCAUGAUGACCUCUGUCCUCCGGGACAGCCUCGGGGGGAACUGUAUGACAACCAUGAUCGCCACCCUGUCCUUAGACAAGAAGAACAUUGAUGAAUCCAUCUCCACCUGUCGCUUUGCCCAGAGAGUUGCGCUUAUCAAGAACGAAGCCGUCCUGAAUGAAGAGAUAGACCCUCAGCUGAUGAUCGGACGUCUCAAGAAAGAGAUUCAAGCGCUGAAAGAUGAGAUCGCCCUGAUGACUGGAGAGCAGAGGACGACGGACCUGACCCCGGACGAACUCCAGAGGCUUGAGGAACAACUCCAGAUUUUUCUGGAUGACCAGGACCCCGAGAGUCUCCUGGAUGUGGGGGCAGACAUGAGGAAGAUUCAGUAUUGUUUUGGCUUCUUUAAGAGAGCUCUCCAUGAAAAGACAGAAUCAGUCAACCAGGUGACCUCUCCAGAAAUAUCCACGGAAAGACCUACAACAUCUUCUGCCCAUUCAGAGGAGAUAAAGAAGCUUCGAGAUCUCCUGCAGCAAAGAGACAACGAAAUCAAUAUCCUGAUCAGUAUGCUGAAGAAGGAGAAGAGGAGGAAUCUGGAGUCCAGCACUCUGCUCCGGCCAAACACAGGGCCAAAUGUGGAAGAGCAGUCUACAAAGAGGGGCCCACAGUCACCUGCAACUCCAGACAACAGGACCAGCGCCCCCCACAGGAAGACAGCAGGGGCGCAUAUGUCUCUUGGUCGCCAGGAAGCAUUCGAAAUUUUCAAGCGGGAUCAUCCGGACAGAGUCAGCAUAGAAGACAACAAGGAAUUGCUGAAACAGAGGUGGGCGCCAUGGGCUGAUCUCUGCUUGCUUUCUGUGGAUAGAAACAUUACUGAGUUUCAAGCUUGUUACAAGAAAGAAUGCUGGAUACAUUGUCGGCAGAACAUGCUGGUGCUAGGACCGCUCGAAAAUGAGUCUCCGUAG